This is a messenger RNA of Asterias rubens (European starfish), 2307 nucleotides long. Its product is annotated as FACT complex subunit SSRP1-like. Gene Ontology annotation, molecular function: histone binding; nucleosome binding; DNA binding. The record is from RefSeq and is a predicted model, not a curated record. The transcript is spliced from 16 exons. Bases 52 to 2307 code for a protein of 751 amino acids. Lineage: Eukaryota; Metazoa; Echinodermata; Asteroidea; Forcipulatida; Asteriidae. Gene Ontology annotation, cellular component: FACT complex; nucleus.
UUCGCGCCAUUUCAUUGUUUAUCACGGAGUAAGUAAAACUUUCUUCCCAAAAUGACGGAUACUCUGGAGUUUUCCGACAUCUCACAAGAAGUGAGGGGUGCUAUGAAUGGUGGUCGACUCAAGCUGAGCAAACAGGGUGUGUUCUUCAAGAGUAUCAAGACUGGCAAAGUAGAACAAGUCCACGUUGAAGACCUAGCCGAGACAAACUGGCUCAGGGUCGCUAGAGGUCAUGAGCUAAAACUCCGCCUCCAAAAUGGGUCGAUAUUUAAAUAUGACGGCUUUCAAGAAUCGGACCACGAAAAGUUGACUGAAUUCAUCAAGAAUAACUACAACAUGACGCUGGAUGAAGUAGAGUUGGCCGUCAAAGGAAGAAAUUGGGGCACGGCAAAGUUCAAUGGCUCGGAGCUAGCGUUUGAGGUCGACAAGAAGCCAGCGUUUCACAUUCCUCUUGGGAACGUGUGCCACAGCACGACGGCCAAGAAUGAAGUCAUCUUGGAGUUUCACCAGAAUGAUGAUACCGAGGUCUCUCUGAUGGAGAUGAGGUUCUUUAUACCUCCAACCGAAUCAGAUAUCAACGCUGCCGAGGCAUUUCAUGAAAACAUCCUGGCCAAGGCAGAUGUCAUUCAAGCCACGGGUGAUGCCAUCGCGUCCUUGGAACAAAUUCCUUGUCUCACACCGAGAGGGCGCUAUGACAUCAAAAUCUUCCCCACAUUCCUCCAGCUUCACGGUAAGACGUUUGAUUACAAGAUCCCCUUCACAACGGUCCUGCGUCUCUUCCUUCUCCCUCAUAAAGACAACAGACAAAUGUACUUUGUGAUUAGCUUGGAUCCUCCUAUAGUCCAGGGGCAGACAAGAUAUCAUUUCCUCAUCCUCAGCUUCAAUAAGGAGGAAGAUUUAUCCUUAGAUAUCAACCUCACAGAAGAAGAGAUAGAAGAGAAGUACAAGGGCAAGCUGCAGACGCACAUGACAGGACCGUCCUUUGAGAUCGUCAGCCGACUCAUGAAAUCACUCUCAGCUCGUAAAAUAACAAUUCCAGGAUCAUUCACGGGGCGAUCUGGAACCCAGACCGUUAGCUGCUCCUACAAAUCCAACAGCGGCUUCUUGUAUCCAUUGGAGAGGGGAUUUAUCUACGUCCACAAACCGCCACUUCACAUCCGCUUUGAGGAGAUAGCGUUUAUCAACUUUGCACGCGGUACGGGCAGCUCGCGAUACUUUGACUUUGAGAUCGAGACCAGGAACGGAAAUGUCUACGUUUUCAGCAGCAUAGAAAAGGACGAGUACAGCCCAUUGUUUGACUUUGUCAGUACCAAGAAGCUCAGAGUCAAGAACAGAGGAGGCGGCGGCAACUUUAAAGACAAGAAAUCGGUGAACUAUGAGGAAAUGGUGGACAGCGACGAUGAUGAAGAUACACACGACGCUUACCUGGAACAAAUGAAAGCGGAAGGAAGGGAAAGAAACGACGACGACGGAGACUCAGACAAAGACUACGUCGCUGAUUUGGACUCGGAUGCCUCAGACAGUGAUUUCAAUCCUGGUGAGAGCGGAAGUGAUGUCGCUGAAGAAUAUGACAGCAACCCAUCAUCGAGCAGUGACUCGGGUUCUGAAAACUCGGGUUCAGAGCGGGAGGAGGGAGAAUUGAAACGGAAGAAGCAUAAAGACAAAGAAAGUAAACCCAAGAAGAAGGCCAAGACUGUGUCCGAAAAACCUCGCAAGAAGCGGAAGGACAAAAAGGACAAGGAUCCCAACAUGCCGAAGCGUCCGAGCUCGGCGUACAUGAUCUGGCUCAACGAACACCGCGAGGAGAUCAAAGAGAAAUACCCUGGCAUCUCGGUGACGGACGUCUCCAAGAGAGCCGGAGAGAUGUGGAACAAGCUGGAGGAUAAGGAGGAGUGGAAGGAGAAAGCCACGGAGCUGAAGGCGGUUUACACCGAGCAGAUGGAGGAGUAUAAACGGAAACUCAAAGAUGAGGGCACGACCACUGAGAAAGCACCCCGUACAAAAUCACCCAAGAAAAGCAAAAAGAAAUCCAGCAAAUCUUCAGAUUCUGCGUCCAGCCCGACCAAGAAAAUGUCUAGCGCAGGCUCAGGAGGAAACUACAAGAGCAAAGAGUACAUCAGUGACUCGUCGUCAUCUGGAGGCGGGGAUGAUGAUGAUGACGAUGAUGAUGAUGAAGAGGAGAAGAAGUCUGAAGCAUCUGAAGAAGAAGAGGCAGUGAGUACUCCUCCAAGCUCCGAUGGAGAGAAAGAAGCCUCAGGAGGCAGCGACAAUGAAGAGGAGGAGGAGGAGGAGAUGGAUGAAGAUGCAUAG